Messenger RNA from Plasmodium vivax (malaria parasite P. vivax), 2305 nucleotides. RefSeq lists its product as hypothetical. The coding region runs from base 1 to 1671 and encodes 556 amino acids. The record is from RefSeq and is a predicted model, not a curated record. The transcript has 3 exons. Lineage: Eukaryota; Apicomplexa; Aconoidasida; Haemosporida; Plasmodiidae.
AUGCCGAGCGGAAGCGAUGAGAAGUUACUGCAAGACACGUCGAUUGUUAAGGCGUUGCAGAAGGAGUAUAAAUUUUUGACGAAUUGGCCAGAUUACCAUUUUCAAGAUAUGAGAGGAAUAUACAAAACGGAUUUUGAAUCUUUGUGCUCAGGAUUGAGUGGAAACUCCGAUUACAUAAACAAGCAGAAUUGUGUGAAGCUGUUUAGCAUCAUCGACAAUAUACUCCACAGGGGAGGACUAAAAGUGAAUGACGACAUCUGGGAUAGCAUAAAAGAGGCGUUUAAAAACAAUAAAGGCAAACUAGAUCUCACGUCAGAGCACCUCACCAAGUACCUUAAUGAUCUUGCAGGGGUACUACAAAAAGGACUUCUAGAUGACUUUAAGAAAUUUAAAAGCUACUAUGGAAGGAACUACGAAUUUAGCUACAUAGCCAAGCUGUUUUAUUUUACUCAGAACGUAGGAAUUAUUCAGAGUUUAAUGAAUUCCCCAGAUAACCCCCAGCAUGUACCCUGUUGUGAAUUUGUAAAUCAAUGUCUGGAUAUCUAUCGACAAAUUAAGGAUGCUAAAUGCUCGGGUAAUGCUCAAGGCACUUUCAAUCCCAGCACUUUAUGCGUGGAGAUGAAUUCCUUUAUCGAAACGUACAAGGAGAAACUGUAUCCGCAGCUCAAGUAUAAUAAUCUAGUCGGCUCAGAUAGUGCCAUAUAUGGCCCCGUGAAGUGCUACUACAAGAAUGGCAGUGGGGGAUUCUUUAGCAGCUUGUUUAGGUACCCAAGUGACAUGUCCUACAGCGGAAAGGUGGCGCUGAUCUCCUUUUCGGCUUUUGCGGGAUCCAUGCUGCUGUUUAUGCUGUACAAGUACUCCCCGCUCGGAUUCCUCUUCGGCAAGGACAAGAAAAGAAAAAGAAGAUCUUGGCAAAGAAUGGGACACCCAUAUGAACAUGGACUGCAUGAGGAAAUGAGCGGCUUUGACCAGAGAUAUGGCUCUUCAAACGAUAUGUCUUAUUAUGAUGCUCAACGAAUGAGAAACAGUGCGCGUGAUGAUACGCAUACUAUGGAGACUGCUUCUACUGCCUUUGAGUCAUCGCAGACGUUUGGAGACUCAACGUACGGAUCGUCAGAAACGUUGGGAAAUACAACCUAUGGAGGGUCUUCAAAUUUUAGAAGUUCAAAACGUGGGGCUGCACAAUCGGUGGGAGGCUCAACAUAUGACGGUUCGCAAACGAUAGGAGGUUCAACGUAUGGCGGCUCGCAAUCGAUGGGAGGCUCAACGUAUGGUGGCUCACAAUCGAUGGGAGGCUCAACGUAUGGCGGCUCGCAAUCGAUGGGAGGCUCAACGUAUGGUGGCUCACAAUCGAUGGGAGGCUCAACGUAUGGCGGCUCGCAAUCGAUGGGAGAUUCCAUGUACGGCUCGUCGCAAACGUUGGGAGAUUCAACAUAUGGAGGGUCUCAAACGGUGGGAGGCUCAACAUAUGGCGGCUCGCAAUCGAUGGGAGGCUCAACGUAUGGAGGUUCGCAAACAGUGGGAGGUUCAACAUAUGGCGGCUCGCAAUCGAUGGGAGAUUCAAUGUACGGCUCGUCGCAAACCUUGGGAGAUUCCUCGUACGCCUCGUCUCAAACGUUGGGAACUAUGGGAUACGAUUCGACCGACACUUUGAAUACCAUGAGAGGGUAAAAUAACCAGCCACCCUACCCUAGGUGGUAUGUGUGCUAGAUAGCUCCGCGAAAUAGUUGCUCUGAGGAGGAGACUGCACAGCGGUUUAGGAAGUCACUGGCUGGUAAUUUAGACAGCUAGCCAAUCGGGGCAGUUUCCCCCAUAGGAAAGAAGUCAAACCGUUGGAAUGAACAGAAGGAAAAAUCCCCGUCAUAUGGGUGGUGAUACAGCAGCAGCAUCGCUAUAGAAUGCCACAUCUGAAGACCGUAAAAAAAAAGCACUUGAAGAGAAAAACGAAAAUCGGAAAACGGACUGGUCCUCUGUUAAAGGACUUUUAAUCCCACACAAUGCAGCCUACUCAGAGAGGUGGAAAGAACCCCCUCGUCUGCAUGAGAUAAACAAAAUUGUAACCUGCUUGAUGAAGUGGAGAGUUACCCCCUUGGGGAAGGUUACCAAAUUGGAGCAGAAACGUUUUGCAUAACAAGUGCGCGAUAUUUAUGCUUCUGCCUAUACUGAUGAAUUUUUUUUUUUUUUUUUUUCUUUUCUUUUUUAAUUUUGGUGCGUUUAAUAUUUAACCGUGAUAAGAAAAACAAUAGUCGUGUGUAGAUCCCCAAUUGUACCAUUUUAAUUAAAUAAAAUCGAAUUAGAGGGGUGC